ACACUGUCUUCUUUUCUGAAAAGCUGAACACUUGUUUUACCUUCGUGUCUUGCCAUUCCUGUGAAGAAGAAGCGUGCCAUAAAACCCAGCACUUCUUGCAUUCUAGAAGGAGAGUACAGCAAAAUGGAUAUACCAAAUCCCCCAACUUCCAAAUGUAUCACUUAUUGGAAAAGAAAAGUGAAAUCUGAAUAUAUGCGACUUCGACAACUUAAGCGGCUUCAGGCAAAUAUGGGUGCAAAGGCCCUGUAUGUGGCAAAUUUUGCAAAGGUUCAAGAAAAAACCCAGAUCCUCAAUGAGGAAUGGAAGAAGCUUCGUGUCCAACCUGUUCAGUCCAUGAAGCCUGUGAGUGGGCAUCCUUUUCUGAAAAAGUGUACCAUAGAGAGCAUUUUCCCGGGAUUUGCAAGCCAGCAUAUGUUGAUGAGGUCUCUGAACACAGUUGCGUUGGUUCCCAUCAUGUAUUCCUGGUCCCCUCUGCAGCAGAACUUUAUGGUAGAAGAUGAGACCGUUUUGUGCAAUAUUCCCUACAUGGGGGAUGAGGUGAAAGAAGAAGAUGAGACUUUCAUUGAGGAGCUAAUCAAUAACUAUGAUGGGAAAGUCCACGGUGAAGAAGAGAUGAUCCCUGGGUCUGUCCUCAUUAGUGAUGCUGUUUUCCUGGAGUUGGUAGAUGCCCUGAAUCAGUAUUCAGAUGAGGAGGAGGAAGGGCACAAUGAUACCUCAGAUGGAAAGCAGGAUGACAGCAAAGAAGACCUUCCGGUAACAAGAAAGAGAAAACGGCAUGCUCUUGAAGGCAACAAGAAGAAUUCCAAGAAACAGUUUCCAAAUGAUAUGAUCUUCAGUGCAAUUGCCUCAAUGUUCCCUGAGAAUGGUGUCCCAGAUGACAGUAUCGAGAGCUAACAGAGAUGUCAGACCCCAAUGCACUUCCCCCUCAGUGCACACCCAACAUCGAUGGCCCCAAUGCCAAGUCUGUGCAGCGGGAGCAAUCUCUGCACUCCUUCCACACACUUUUCUGCCGGCGCUGCUUUAAAUACGACUGCUUCCUUCACCCUUUCCAUGCCACCCCUAAUGUAUAUAAACGCAAGAACAAAGAAAUCAAGAUUGAACCAGAACCAUGUGGCACAGACUGUUUCCUUUUGCUGGAAGGAGCGAAGGAAUAUGCCAUGCUUCACAACCCCCGCUCCAAGUGCUCUGGUCGUCGCCGGCGUAGGCACCACAUGGUCAGUGCUUCCUGCUCCAACACUUCAACCUCUGCUGUGGCUGAGACUAAAGAAGGAGAUAGUGACAGGGACACAGGCAACGACUGGGCCUCCAGUUCUUCAGAGGCUAACUCUCGCUGUCAGACCCCUACCAAGCAGAAAGCUAGUCCAGCCCCUCCUCAGCUCUGUGUGGUAGAAGCACCCUCCGAGCCGGUGGAAUGGACUGGGGCCGAAGAAUCUCUUUUUCGAGUCUUCCACGGCACCUACUUUAACAACUUCUGUUCAAUAGCCAGACUUCUGGGAACCAAGACAUGCAAGCAGGUCUUUCAGUUUGCAGUCAAAGAAUCACUUAUCCUGAAGCUGCCAACAGAUGAGCUCAUGAACCCCUCACAGAAGAAGAAAAGAAAACACAGGUUGUGGGCUGCACACUGCAGGAAAAUUCAACUGAAGAAGGAUAACUCUUCCACGCAAGUGUACAACUACCAACCCUGCGACCACCCAGACCGCCCCUGCGACAGCACCUGCCCCUGCAUCAUGACUCAGAAUUUCUGUGAGAAGUUCUGCCAGUGCAACCCAGACUGUCAGAAUCGCUUCCCUGGCUGUCGCUGUAAAACCCAGUGCAAUACCAAGCAGUGCCCGUGCUAUCUGGCAGUGCGAGAGUGUGACCCUGACUUGUGUCUCACCUGUGGAGCCUCGGAGCACUGGGACUGCAAGGUGGUUUCCUGCAAAAACUGCAGCAUCCAGCGUGGCCUCAAGAAGCACCUGCUGCUGGCCCCCUCAGAUGUGGCCGGAUGGGGUACCUUCAUUAAGGAGUCUGUGCAGAAGAAUGAAUUCAUUUCUGAAUAUUGUGGUGAGCUCAUCUCUCAGGACGAGGCUGAUCGGCGAGGGAAGGUCUAUGACAAAUACAUGUCCAGCUUCCUCUUCAACCUCAACAAUGAUUUUGUAGUGGAUGCUACCCGGAAGGGAAACAAAAUUCGAUUUGCAAACCAUUCCGUGAACCCCAACUGUUACGCCAAAGUGGUCAUGGUGAAUGGAGAUCAUCGGAUUGGGAUCUUUGCCAAGAGAGCAAUUCAAGCCGGCGAAGAACUCUUCUUUGAUUACAGGUACAGCCAAGCCGACGCCCUCAAGUACGUGGGGAUCGAGAGGGAAACCGAUGUCCUUUAGCCCUUUGGGGCCCCGCGCCGGCACUGUGGUAGCGGCACUGUCUUUGCUUCAUGCACACACCACUGCUGCUCGAGUUUCCUGCACUAUAUGUGUCUCCCACACUGAGAAACCCCCCACCCACGCCCUCUGUAGUGAGGCCUCAGCCGCAUCCACUGGGGAUGAAACUGUUCCGAUGAGAGAGGAGACAGAGACAUCUAGGCUCGGUCUCCCAGGAGAGAGAGUUGCAGAAGUGGGAGUGCAUCUCGGGCCUCAGAGGAAGAGAGCACAGGCUGGGGGCGGAUGCUUUAUGCUUGAUUUCUUGUCAGCGCCCCAGGCUGUGGGCCUCAGGUAUCAAUUUAGGCAGUUCCUAGCAAGUGUUAGCCUGUCAUUUCAGCUUCCCCUUGUGCAACUGGGGUGCCAGCUUUUCUCUGUGGCCCUCAGACACACAGCGGACAGGCUAAGCCAAGUUUGCUUCCUGGAUCCUACAAGCAUCUGGGUUAGAAGUGAGCCAGGCAGGCAGCAUAGACUGAGCUCAGAGGGAGAUGGGUCACCUUUCUACCUCUUCCCUCAUGGCAGGGUUCAGACUGAAAGAAUAAGGGUUCUAAGUACAGGUAGCCAAGGCUGAGGGAAGGAAAACUGAGUGCCAUCUUUCCAUGGACAGAGAGGGAGGACCAGCCUGAUGAUGGCAGCUAAAUGGCUUGGUUUGGGCCCUGGAGGCUUUGAGAACGCCUGUCCUGUGCAGCCUGGAGAUGGCCGAAGUGUUUUCGGAUUCCCAGGAGCACGUGCCAGUGCCCCGGCUCCUUCCAAGGUUCUGGUUUAGCAGCUGCAGGCAGGCGUAUACUGCUGUGAAGACACGUCAGGGUGUGCCUGGCUGGAUGGGAGUGCUCCGGUGCGCUGGAUCUGUAGUCGUUUCCACCCCUCAGAGAGGCUAGACCGAAGGGGCCAGUGUUGCCUCUCUUCAGGGUAGAUGGGCACAGACCUGGACCGGAGCAGGGAAAGGCGUGUGUGCUUUCCUGCCUGUAGCACCUCUGCUUGGAAGGUGAGUUGGCAGUGUUUGGAGGUGGGUGUUUAGGAUGGCACAUGUGCGGCAGAAGGUGUUUGCAGUGUUAGAAGCAGGCAGAUCACGCGUCCCAGUCCAGGGUUCCAUGCUCUCUGGGAUUCAUGCAGAGCAAAGCACUUUAAUUUUUUAGAAGGUCUGUAGAUUGGGAUGGAGUAUGAGCUAAGGCCUCUGGGGUCCCUGCCCAAAUCCCCCUCUUGAGGGAAGAGGGAAGGAAGGGGUAGUAGAAGAUUCACCUCCAGUCUGUCUCAUCUGGGGGAGGCAAGAGGAGCUGGCUUGACACAGAAGACUCUCAUGAGAAUGGGGCCAAGGAGAGCUGCCCCGCUGUGCGGCGCUGGCAGGGGAACAAGGAGCCCUGUGCUGGGUGGAGAGGCCUGGAGCUGUACAGGCUGGCUGAGGGAGUUCUAGAGCAGGGAGCAGGCUUCUCCCUUCCUUCUGAGGAACAGCCUCUCUUCCCAGUUCUGUGCUGACUGCACUCACCCUGGUUAUCCCAUGAAGAAUGUGAGUUCUGUGAAGGAAGAAGCAGGGUUCUUUCUGGCCGAGCUGCCUCAUAGAAACAGGUGUGGGACGUGCACACUGUGCAUGUGCACACACUCUCUCAUGUCCUCCUAGUCACCACACUGGUGGGCAUGCAGGCACCCUGCCCUCAGCACACGCCCAGCCAGCUCCCGACAGCGCCUUCUCCCACCUGGUUGGGCCAGCCCCCACCAUGGUUCUGAAAUCUACAUCUGCUGUGGUUCGUAUUCAUAGUGUAUAGCGGGGACACCCUCAGGCUGGACUCUGGGCUCUGAAUUACUCAUCAAUUACAGGGGAAACCCAGAGACAGAUGAAGGAGGAGUUAGGUCUGUCUGAAGUGGGAGGGGCUGGCCAUGCAGAAUACGUGGAAAACAAUUUUUUCUAGUUUUUGAUGGGCUAGACUGACCCCACCCUUCCCUCAGUGAGCAGAAUCACUGCGGCUGGUCCCCUCCGUCCUCCGUUUCAGACCACUGGUACUCCUGUUCCUCCAGCAUCCCCACCCUUUGUUCCUGCUGUCCCCACCUUUAAUGACGGGUCUCAGCACGCCCCCUCACCCCCCACGUCAUGAUGGAUGGAGCAGUGGUGGGCCUGGGGGCGAAGCUGGUAUACGUGUGGCUUUAUUGCCAGUGAAUUUCAUGCACUUUAAAGUCCUGUGGCUUGUGACCUCUUAUCUGAAUAAAGUGUUAGACUCCA
Molecule: messenger RNA, 4602 nt
Organism: Tupaia belangeri chinensis (Chinese tree shrew)
Lineage: Eukaryota; Metazoa; Chordata; Mammalia; Scandentia; Tupaiidae
Gene: EZH1
Product: enhancer of zeste 1 polycomb repressive complex 2 subunit
Biological process (GO): heterochromatin formation
Cellular component (GO): ESC/E(Z) complex; nucleus
Molecular function (GO): chromatin binding; histone H3K27 methyltransferase activity; protein binding
Source: RefSeq, a predicted model, not a curated record